Aphidius gifuensis is the source of this 3157-nucleotide messenger RNA. Its product is annotated as E3 ubiquitin-protein ligase COP1-like. Gene Ontology annotation, molecular function: ubiquitin protein ligase activity; protein binding. Bases 252 to 2402 code for a protein of 716 amino acids. Lineage: Eukaryota; Metazoa; Arthropoda; Insecta; Hymenoptera; Braconidae. The transcript has a single exon. Gene Ontology annotation, biological process: proteasome-mediated ubiquitin-dependent protein catabolic process. The record is from RefSeq and is a predicted model, not a curated record.
CUAGGCUGAUUAAUCGCGAUUAAAACCAGAGCAUAAAUAAAUAAAUAACGAGCAAAAAAAAAAUAAUGCUAAAUGCUCAUUUUUAAAGCGUACAAAAAAAUAAAUAAAAUAAUUAAAUUUUUGUAUUCUAACCCCAAAAUUAAAUCUAUUAAAUCAUCCAAAAAAAAGAAAAAUAAAUAAUUAUAUUUAUUUUUAGUUACGAAAGACAAUUAGAAAUAUAUUAUAAUUUAACAUUAAAUUAAAUAAUAAAAAUGUCAAGUGGAACACCUGGUGGUAGUGGUGGUGUUGGUGGUGGUGGUGUACCAAGUGGUUCAAUUAUAAAUACAAAACGUCAAACAUCAACAACAAAUGUGUUACAUGGUAUGAGUGGUACUGUUGAAGAUAAAAAUAAUGAUUAUUUAUGUCCAAUAUGUUUUGAAGUUAUAAAUGAAGCUCACAUAACACGUUGUGGUCAUACAUAUUGUUAUCAAUGUAUUAUCAAAACAAUUGAUACAACUGGACGUUGUCCAAAAUGUAGUUUUAUAUUAUCACAACAAGAUAUAUUUCCAAAUUUUUUAUUAAAUGAAUUAGUAUCAAAAUAUCGUAUGAAAAUAAAAGGUUUUGAAUUAGUUGGUAAUUGUAAUAUUAAUAAUAAAACAAAUAUUAUAAAUAAUAAUUUUACAAUAAAUGACAAUUGUUGUUCAACAAUAAAUGAUGGUUUACGUGAUUUUAUAAAAACAGAAUCAGCAAAUUUAACAUUACCAGAUGUUAAAAUAAUGCUUGAAGUAUUAACACAACGUAAAAAUUUACUUGAAGCUGAAUCAACAGCAUCACAAAAUAAAUUAUUACAUGAAUUUUUAAAAAAUUUAUUAAUACAAAAAGAAGAACAAAAAAAUCAAUUACAAAAAGAAGUUGAAAUUAUUAAAUAUGAUAUGGAACAAGUUGAAAAUAUAUUACGUGAUGUACAAAAUAAAUGUCCAAAAAUUGAAGAUAUUAAAAAAACAAAUGUCAAUGAUACUGAACAAAUAUCAGCAAUUAGAAAAGAAAUGAUUGAUUUAAUUGAUAUUAUUGAUUCAAAUAUGGUUAAAAAUGAUGAUGAUGAUAAUAAUGAUAAUAAUGAUGAUGUUGAUGAUCCACAAAAUCAACAACAAAAAAAUAUAAACAACAAAAAAUGUGAAUAUUCAAAUAUAUCAUCAUUAGCAAUACGUCGUAAAAGAAUGUAUUCACAUUUUGAUGAAUUUGUUAAAUGUUAUUUUGAUGCAAGAGCUAAAGAUAUACUAUUAGGACAAGCAUCAACAGCAUCAUCAUCAUCAACAGUAGCAUCAACAACAGCAACAGCAGCUAAUCAAAAAACAAAAAUUGAUACAGUACAUGGUGGUGUUGGUGGUAUUAAUAGUGGUCUUGAUAUAUUUCGUGAAAAUCUUGUAAAAUUUUCAAGAUACAAUUCAUUACGUCCAUUGGCAACAUUAAAUUAUUCAUCAGAUAUAUUUAAUAAUUCAACAAUAGUAUCAAGUAUUGAAUUUGAUAAAGAUAAUGAAUUUUUUGCAAUUGCUGGUGUUACAAAACGUAUUAAAGUAUUUGAUUAUGGUUCUGUAAUACGUGAUAGUGUUGAUAUACAUUAUCCAUGUAUUGAAAUGAUAUCAAGUUCAAAAAUAUCAUGUGUAUCAUGGAAUUCAUAUCAUAAAGGUAUGCUAGCAAGUUCUGAUUAUGAGGGUACAGUUACUGUAUGGGAUGCAACAACUGGACAACGUACAAAAGCAUUUCAAGAACAUGAAAAAAGAUGUUGGUCUGUUGAUUUUAAUGAUGUUGAUACUAGAUUAAUUGCAUCUGGUUCUGAUGAUGCUAGAGUUAAAUUAUGGUCAUUAAAUAUUGAACAUUCAGUUGCAUCAUUAGAAGCUAAAGCAAAUGUAUGUUGUGUUAAAUUUAAUCCACGUAGUUCAUGUCAUUUGGCAUUUGGUUCUGCUGAUCAUUGUGUGCAUUAUUAUGAUUUACGUAAUAUGAAAGAAGCACUGUGUAUAUUUAAAGGACAUAGAAAAGCUGUGUCAUAUGUUAAAUUUAUAAAUAAAGAAGAAAUUGUAUCAGCAAGUACUGAUUCACAAUUAAAAGUAUGGAAUAUACAUAAUCCACAUUGUUUACGUUCAUUUGUUGGACAUGUUAAUGAAAAAAAUUUUGUUGGUUUAGCAACUGAUGGUGAUUAUGUUGCAUGUGGAUCAGAAAAUAAUGCACUUUAUGUUUAUUAUAAAGGAUUAACUAAACAAUUAUUUUCAUAUAAAUUUGAUGCUGUUAGAAGUGUUUUGGAAUUGGCUGAAAGAAGAGAAGAAGAUCCAAAUGAAUUUGUGUCAGCUGUUUGUUGGAGACAAAAUUCAAAUGUUGUUGUUGCUGCUAAUUCACAAGGAAUCAUUAAAAUUCUUGAACUUGUUUAAAUCGACUACUUUUGACUUGUAUUUUUCAUUUAUAAUUAUUUUUUUGGUUUUUAAUUUACUUAAGCUCAAGGGCCUCAAGGGGUGGGAUGACUAUUUGUUCGUUUUUUUUUUAUUUUAUUUGUAUUAAAAAUAUUUUUAUAUAAAUAUUAUCUUUUUAGCUGAGUUUUAAAAUUAUUUUUAGAAAAAAAAAAUACUCAAAUUGUUGUUCAACGAAUUUAAAUAAUAAUAAGCUAUUAGCUAAUUAAAUAAAUAGAAUAUCAAAAUGCUUAAUUGUUUAAAAUUAAUUAAAAAUUAAAUAUUAGCAAUAAUAGUUUGUUUUUUUUUUUUUUAUGUUAUUAAAAAAACAUAACAAAAAUAUGUGCCAAUAUGUUGAUGAUUAUUUUGACUCUUAAAUAUUAUUAUAGAUGUUUGAAAAUAAAAUUAUUUUCGUGAUACAUAAAAUAAUACAUAAGUAGUUGUAUAAAUUUAAAAAUUUGUUGUUCAAAAAAAAAAUAUUUUAAAAAAUGUAAAUGAAUGAUAAAAAAAAAAACAAUGUAAGAUAGCAGGUGUAUCAAAAUGUGUCAAUGAAAAAAAAAGAGGAGGAAAACAAACGAAAUAGUAGAUAUAUUUUUGAAUGCAAAUUAAUUUGUUAAAUUGAAAAUAGCUAAGCACAUUUUAGUGAAUCAUUUAUUGAUGAUUUGAGUUCUGAUGUCCGUAGAUUAAUUAAGAUGUAAUUAAUAAAUAAAUUUACGGAUUGAUGUUGAAUUAGUAAACUA